Psylliodes chrysocephalus is the source of this 1721-nucleotide messenger RNA. NCBI's taxonomy places the organism in Eukaryota, Metazoa, Arthropoda, Insecta, Coleoptera, Chrysomelidae. The record is from the annotation of a GenBank genome assembly.
CGUAAAUGUAAUUGUUAAAAAGAUUUAGUGUUAUCAAAUAGCCUGCUACCGUAUUAAAAAGUUAAUUAAUUGGUGGCCACCACUUACUGAUUAUUAAUUUGAUUUUGAUAGACAAUUAGUAAUACUACAGUGUUCAAUAUGGUGGCAGACCAAAAAUUAACCAAUGAACAAUACGAAAUUUUAAUGAAAAAUUCAAAAAUUGUUGAUAAUCAUGGUCCAACAAUUGGAAAAAGGCACAUUCAGACCCUUUUGGUAUUUUUGGUCAUUUUUAUGAACUAUGUCAUGAGAGUCAGCAUGUCAAUUAUUAUAGUAGCUAUGACAGAUCCGAAUGCGUCCAUAAACAAAGACAUUCCAACCUACAACUGGACCGAUAAAAGCCUCAUUAUGACAUCUUUCAUGUGGGGUUACAUGGUUCCUCAAAUCGCAGCUGGAUAUUUAGCAACUGUCUUCGGAGCUAAAUGGUUUUUAGCAGGAACCCUUUUCUGCAGUUCACUGUCAGGCUUCUUCAUACCUUUGGUAGCAGCAAACUUGGGUUCCAAAGGUGUAAUAGCCAUGCGAAUCAUUCAAGGUCUCACCCAGUCUUUCAUGUUCCCAUCUGUCCACGCGUUUCUCGGCAAAUGGGUACCGCUACAAGAAAGAAGUCGAUUGGGGACUUUGCCGUACAUGGGUUCUGCAAUUGGAGUAAUAACUUCAAUGUUAUUAACUGGCGUCAUAGCAUCCAGCUGGUAUGGAUGGCCAAUGGCGUUGUACUUAUACGGAGGAGUAGGACUUGUGGUAGCUGUUCUAUUUUCAUAUUUUUGUGCUAGUGAACCUGAUUUACACUCUACAAUAACCAAAGAAGAAAAAUAUUACAUUCAGAAUAAUUUAUGUGAAAAUGGAAGUGGAAAUACUAAGGACAUUCCAGUUCCUUGGUUUGAAAUAUUCACAUCAUUACCAUUUUGGGCUCUAAUUGUAUCUCAAAUUGGUUUCAGUUGGGGUAACUGGACGCUGCUAUUUGAAACUCCUAUCUACAUGAAUCACGUGAUGAAAUUCGAUUUAAAAUCUAAUAGCGUUUUGUGCUCUUUACCAUACAUUGCUGAGGCCAGUUGUACAAUGUUUUAUGGAUUUUUAGCUGACUAUUUGAUUGUAAAGAAAAUACUUACUAUUGGAAGGACGAGAAAAAUCAUGAAUACAUGUGGUUUGCUGUUACCCGCUAUUUUCAUGUUUCUACUGGCCCAAUGCAACUCAGACGAUGCACACAAAGCAAUCAUCUACCUUGUUCUGAUCGGGGUCGCAUCUGGAGCAGUAAAGAGUGGCUACAACGUUAACCAAAUAGAUCUGUCUCCCAACUUUGCAGGAGUAUUAAUGGGAAUCUGUAAUGGUCUAAGUGCAGCAGUCAGUUCACUAGGACCAAUGGUUGUAUAUGUUGUAGUAACAAACGAAGAGGAUACCAGUCAAUGGAAAUUAGUAUUUUACAUCGCUGCUGCUGUGUCUAUAGUUUGUUUGGUAUUCGGAAUUAUCUUUGGAUCUGGCUCCGUACAAUUAUGGAAUGAAGGCAACAAAAGAUUUAGAGAAAACUACCAACAAGUGCCGCUAAAAGCAUAGGAAGAAAAAUAUAGAUUGUGGUUUCUUGUGGUUUCUGUGAAACCUAAGAUUUAUGGAUUUCAAUAAAAAGGUGUCCAAACUGAAAUAUUUUUAUUUCAAUGACCAAGACUGAAAGUGGCGUCGAUACACAUUUUGUA